GCAGUUUUUUGCAAGAUGUCGUUGUUGCACUUAUUGCGUUACGUCAUUGUUUGUCUUUUCUGUGUAACGACACAGGCACGUUGUGAAAUUGAUGUCAAAAAUAAUAGUAUUUUCAAUACAAUAGAAUUUGAAGAGAGUGUUGAAAGUGUUGAUAGUGUUGAAAUUAUUAAUGUAGCUACUACCGAUAGUAUUGUUGAUGAUAAGAUUGGUGAUGGCCUGGAAAUUGUUAAAAAUAGCCUGCAACUGUUAUUUUUGAAGAAACUCAAGUCAGUUUAUGUUUUAUCGAAUUCUUCGAAUGAACAAUGUCGAAAUGCAAGUCGAGUUUAUUCAUUAGCAUUGGAUGAGCAUGAAUCUUGGGCGUUAAAGUUAUUAGAUGCUUCAUCAAAGCUACAAUCAGGUUUAAUUACCGGCAAUUUAAUUGAAUUUGGAAGUUAUACACAAUGUGUGCAUGUUCUUAAUGCCGGUCCUGGAAGAAAUAUUAAUGGAAAACAUUGUUUAUUAAAUGUGCUACCUUCCGAAGAGCUGAUGAAGAAGAUUUUGUUCUACAGGGGAAUUACAGCACAAUCUUAUCGAAACGUUCGUUUGGUUUUUCUUAAUGUAACUUUGGGGUGGUCUAUUUGUCUCCCAGAUGCAUGUCAACCUGCUGACGUUUUUGAACAUUUUGAACACUAUGUAAAUGAAAUCUUUGAAGGUCUCAACAUAACUUUACAGCCUGAUAUUGCGUGUUCAACUCUGGUUGAUGCUGAAACACCAUUUAGCAACGCUGAAAAAGCAGUAUUUGGAUUAAUUGUUGCGUUGUGUACACUUGUCAUUAUUUCAACAAUAGUGGAAAUGUACAAGCGUAGAAAAGACAUUGACGAAGGUUAUGAAAUUGUUUUCUCUAUUCUGGCAAAUUCAAGAUGGCUGAUUGCAAAAAACAAACACCAUCAACAGAUGGCAUGUCUAAAUGGUAUAAGAGUAAUGAGUAUCAUAUUUGUUAUUAUGGGACAUCGAUAUUUAAUGUCCAUAUUCUUUGCAUCAGUCAACACGUUUGAAUUUUUAGAUUGGUUGUUAUAUUACUCAAGUCAAUUAGUGAUUGGGGGUACAGUGACAGUUGAUUCAUUUUUAAUGUUGAGUGGACUUUUACUUGCAUAUCAUUUAUUAUUGAAUCAUCAUAAUGGUCAAAAAUUUAAUUAUCCUCUUUUUCUUCUACAUCGCUUUUUACGUUUAACACCAUCAUAUGGUUUUGCCAUUUUGGUUAUCACUGUGUUUGGCCAUCGUUUUGGCAUGGGACCAACCUGGGAAGAAAACGCGCGGUUUGUACAAGAAUCCUGUCAAAUGUACUGGUGGUCCGCCAUUUUGUAUAUGCAAGCGUAUGUCAAUCCUGCUAAAAUGUGCUUUCUACAAAGUUGGUAUUUGAGUAUUGAUACAUUUUAUUAUGUGACGGCGCCAUUAUUAUUGAUUCCGGUAACAAUGAAUAAAUACGCUGGUUUUGCUUGGAUUCUGGUUGUGUACAUCGCUUCGGUUGUGGUUAACUUCAAGCAGUCAUUUGAUUGGCAAUGGGUUGUCAAUGCAUUAUUAGAUAAAAAUCUAUCCACAUCUGAUUUUUUCAUAAAACACUAUAGCCAACCUCAUAUCCGCGCCUCUCCUUACAUCCUCGGCAUAGUUUUCGGUUAUAUUUUAUUCAAAUAUCGUGAGAAAAAAGUUGUCAUGUCUCCAUGGUUAGUUGCUUUUGGAUGGACAGCCUCUAUGACUUUAAUGGCUGUGAUUAUCCUUAGUAAUCGUAUAUUCCUUGAUCCGCACUAUACCUACGACCCUCUAGGAUCAGCAAUUUUCAUCUCAACACAUCGAUCAGUAUGGGUGCUUUCAUUAGCAUGGCUGAUAUGGGCAUGCAUACAUGGAUACGGUGGACCAAUUAAUACUCUACUAUCAAGUCACGUAUUUUCAAUUUUUGGCAAACUUACUUACUCUGCGUACUUAAUUCACAUGCAGUUUCAAUUCUUUGACAAUGGAGCUAAUAAAAUGCCUAAUUAUUUUUCGAAUUUAUCAUUGCUUCGUACUGGGUUUGGUGAUAUUGGGAUGUCGUUCUUUAUUGGUUACUUUUUGACUAUUUUAGUGGAGUGCCCAAUGUAUAGAUUAUCCCUAUUGUUGUUUAAAGGACGAAAAAAGGUUUCUCCUAAUGUGACAGUUGUAAAAAUGAAAAAUCCAAACAAUUAAUCAUAAAAUCUUAAAAACACUUAAAGAUAACAUUAUUUAGUUUAUUUUAUGUAUCUGUAACACUUAUGCACAAUAAAAUGUAUUCGUAGAAAUUUA
Messenger RNA from Dalotia coriaria, 2292 nucleotides. RefSeq names its product nose resistant to fluoxetine protein 6-like. The transcript is spliced from 7 exons. NCBI's taxonomy places the organism in Eukaryota, Metazoa, Arthropoda, Insecta, Coleoptera, Staphylinidae. Gene Ontology annotation, molecular function: acyltransferase activity, transferring groups other than amino-acyl groups. The record is from RefSeq and is a predicted model, not a curated record. The coding region runs from base 16 to 2196 and encodes 726 amino acids.